UCAUUCAUUUCCCCAUGUGGAAGUUGGAACAUUUUAAUUGAAAUCGUCUGUGAUGUCACCCAGCGAACUUUGUAAAUGUUCUCGACAGGCACACACAGUGAGGGUGGGGGGGAAUGUGCAAGUCUGCUUGCCCAUGUGAAUCACCGCACCCUUGCAAACGAGACGAUUACUAAUUCAGCACUGACUGUAUAAUUGGACCGACAGGGGAACACCAACGCAUUCUGCCUCUAUAUAAAAGUGAAGAUCACUGCAGGUGAAAAAACAGAGGCUCUCUUAGGUUAUUCCAACAGUGAACAACCGAGAUGGCUACAUAUCUGUCCUUACUGCUGCUGUUUGCAUAUGCCUCCACAGGCUCUUCAGAUCCAAGUAGCUGUAGGGGUCGUUGUGGAGAAGGCUACUACAGAGGAAGUUUGUGCCAGUGUGACUACGAGUGUCUGAGCUUAAAUGAGUGCUGUUCAGACUUUACACAGUUGUGUACUACAAAGGACUCAUGCAAAGGACGCUGUGGGGAGCCUUUUCAUAGAGGCAAUCCAUGUCACUGUGAUAUUGACUGUGUCUCAUUCAAUCAGUGCUGCCCUGAUUAUGAGAACAUGUGCUUGGUGGAAGAAACCUCCAAUGAGGAGAUGACCAUUGAUGAAGGAAUUGGAGAACAGUUAACGACCCCUAAAGAUGAAAGUAAGUCCACACCUUCUGAGGACCUUGAUGCAAGCAGCAUGCUCCCUACUGAUGAGAACCCAACAGAAGGUCCAUCAAGUGCAGCACCAACAGAAGGUCCAUCAAGUGCAGCACCAACAGAAGGUCCAUCAAGCACAGAACCAACAGAGGGUCCAUCAAGUGCAGCACCAACAGAAGGUCCAUCAAGCACAGAACCAACAGAGGGUCCAUCAAGCGCAGCACCAACAGAAGGUCCAUCAAGUGCAGCACCAACAGAAGGUCCAUCAAGCACAGAACCAACAGAAGGUCCAUCAAGCGCAGCACCAACAGAAGGUCCAUCAAGCACAGAACCAACAGAGGUUACCCCUGUCCCAAAGAAGACGCCAUCCACUACUGCUCCAGUGAAACCAACAAAAAAACCCAUUAAACCUAGCACAGACAAGAACGACAAAACAGAACCAAAGGAACCUCUCAAGGAUCCUAGUGGCAUUGUUCCAAUCAAACCAGUGGAAAAACCUCUUAAACCUAGCUCAGACAAGAAUGGCAAAGAUUAUCAAGCCGAUGAUUAUGACACUAACCUUUGCAGCGGGCGUCCAGUCAGUGGUUUGACUACUCUCAGAAAUGGUACCAUUGUGGUGUUCAGAGGACAUUAUUUUUGGACACUGGACAAACAGAGAAAUCCUGAUCCUCCUCAGUUAAUUACAAAGGUGUGGGGAAUCCCAUCCCCCAUUGACUCGGUUUACACCCGCUGCAACUGCCAGGGCAAAACCUACUUCUUCAAGGGAAGGAACUACUGGAGAUUUGAGAAUGGUAUGAUGGAUCCUGGCUUUCCCAAAUCCAUCAGCCAGGGCUUCGGUCAGAUUGGUCAUAUCACAGCUGCUUUAUCCAUACCCGAGUACAGAAGCAGAAAAGAGUCGGUAAUUUUCUUCAGAAGAGGUGGAAUGGCACAAAAGUAUACAUACCAGAAUACCCCAAGCUGUGGGAAAGAGCCAAAAUAUCCUGCGUUUACAGUGAGGAUGAGAGCCAGACGACAUGCUGAUGCAGCUCUGGGACAAGUGAUCAGUAUCUCAAAGACCUGGAGAGGAUUUCCAACCAUAGUGACCUCAGCCGUGUCUGUUCCCUCAAGGGUGAAAGAAGGAUACAAGUAUUACGUAUUCUCUCAUAACAAGUAUUACAGCAUGAAAAUGGAAAGAGAAAAACCAGUAAUCAUAAAACCUGCUACUGGUCCAAAGGAAAACUCAGCAACCAGCUUCUUUAAAUGCCCAGAAACCCAGAAAAACUGAGUCAUUCAUGUUUUUCCCUCAUGCCAUAUAUUGUAAAUUUAUAUUUCUAGUGAUGCACUUGUCUUAGGUGGAGUGGAAAACAACAUUUCAUGGUAAAGCUGCAUCUUUUGAAGACACAAUUACAGACAAAGAAAGAUUUCCUUCUAAACAAUUUUAUUGUACGGAUGUAAAAGCAUUAAAAUAACAUUGAUGUAUUUCUCAAAGCAUCAAACUAACAAGCAACACUUAAAAUACAUAGCCUUAAAACAGAACAAAGGUAUGGCUGUUCUUUUGGCGAGAAUGUGUUGUUCCAGAGCUGCUUCAUCUGGCAAAACGUCCCCUCAUACCAGUGACGCCAUCUACAGCAAGAAAGUCAAGAAAGCUGUCAAAUCCGCUUGAUCAUGGCUAAAAACUAAGUGUGUGAAAAAAAUAAAGAUAUUUGCCACA
Messenger RNA from Cyprinus carpio (common carp), 2363 nucleotides. It is a transcript of the gene prg4b, whose product is annotated as proteoglycan 4b. The record is from RefSeq and is a predicted model, not a curated record. The transcript has 13 exons. The coding region runs from base 303 to 1937 and encodes 544 amino acids. Gene Ontology annotation, biological process: immune response. NCBI's taxonomy places the organism in Eukaryota, Metazoa, Chordata, Actinopteri, Cypriniformes, Cyprinidae. Gene Ontology annotation, molecular function: scavenger receptor activity; polysaccharide binding.